CGCGCGGGGCGGAGGCAUGUCGGGAGUAGUAGUUCCAGGGUUCGCGGGGUUGCGGGACUGGUCCCGGCCUUUCUGGGGCUAGAGGCGCGGGUGAUCUCGGUUACGCUGGGGCGGUGUGCAAGGAGCGGAGACUUCCCGGCUGCCUCUUCCCCGCAGCGGUGGAGCCAGCGUCUGUCCCGUCUGGGUGGGGAGUGCGGUGCCCGGCGGGGCCGCGCGCGGACACCGGGAGACGCCGCGCGGCCGUGGGUCAGAGGUCGGCCGGGGCGGCGGUGCCUUGCGGGUGUCGCGGGCCCGGAAGACGCGCGGGGAGGAAGCGCCCUGCCAGAUCUACCUUGUCAGCAGUCUACACUCCUCUUGCCAGGAAAACUGAGAAGGAAAGCAUGGCUGUGGAUUUGCUGCCCACUAAGGUGAAAGAGUCUGUGACGUUCAGGGACGUGGCUGUGGUCUUCAGCCAGGACGAGUGGCUGCGCCUGGACUCUGCGCAGAGAACCCUGUACCGGGAGGUGAUGCUGGAGAACUAUGGCACCCUGGUCUCGCUGGGGAUUCCAUCUUCGACGCCAAAGGUGAUCUGCCGGUUGCAGCAAGGCGAGGAUCCUUGCGUGGUGGAAAGGGAAACCCCUCAAGACGCCUGUCUGGGUUUCAAGACUUGGCCUGAAAUGGAAGCCUCACCUCCCAGACAGGACAUUUCUAUAGAAGAAACAUCUCAGGGAAUAAUAAAGAAAAAGUCCAUUAAGUUUGGUCACUGGGACAUCGAUUUUGGACAGACUUUGGAAUUGGAGAGUGGAACAGAACAGGAGCAACGGAAGAAACCUCUUCAGCAAAUCAUGACCUCACACAAAAAAACUGUGAGUGGAGAUGUAAAGCAGACACGUCUUGAAUUGGGGAAAGGCUUACUUAUAAAUACAAUUCUUGUCACACAACAGAGUGUUCCUAUAGAAAGGAUACCCAAUAUAUAUUACACGUUUGGGAGAGAUUUUAAACAGAAUUUUGAUUUAAUGAGAUGCAUCCAGAUUUACCCAGGAGAAAAACCUCAUCUUUGUAAUGAAUGUGGGAAAAGCUUCAACCAGAGUCUCCAUCUGAUUGAACACCAGAGAAUUCACACUGGUGAGAAACCCUACAGAUGUAGUGAGUGUGGGAAACCCUUUAGCCACAGAUCCUCCCUUCUUGCCCAUCAGAGAAUUCAUACUGGAGAGAAACCUUACAAAUGUAAUGAAUGUGAGAAGGCGUUUAGCAGCAGCUCGACCCUAAUCAAACACCUGAGGGUGCACACCGGCGAGAAACCCUACCAGUGUAAGGAAUGUGGUAAAGCCUUUAGCCAGUGUUCAACCCUCACUGUACAUCAGAGGAUUCAUACUGGAGAGAAACUCUAUAAAUGUGCUGAAUGUGAGAAGGCCUUCAAUUGUAGAGCAAAACUUCACAGACACCAAAGAAUCCACACAGGGGAGAAACCCUACAAAUGCAGUGAAUGUGGGAAAGGUUACAGCCAGUUUGCAUCCCUGGCUGAACAUCAGAAGCUUCAUACUGGAGAACAACUGUGUAAAUGCUUGGAAUGUGGGAGAACCUUCACACGCAUCUCCACCCUUAUUGAACACCAGCGAAUUCAUACUGGUCAGAAACCCUACCAGUGCAAUGAAUGUGGGAAAGCCUUCAACCAGUAUUCAUCCUUCAGUGAACAUCGUAAAAUUCACACCGGGGAAAAGCUUUACCCAUGUGGAGAAUGCGGGAAAGCCUUUGGUUGCAAAUCCAACCUUUACAGGCAUCAGAGAAUUCACACUGGGGAGAAACCCUACCAGUGUAAUCAGUGUGGGAAAGCCUUCAGCCAGUAUUCAUUCCUAACAGAGCACGAGAGGAUCCAUACUGGCGAGAAACUCUACAAGUGCAUGGAGUGUGGGAAAGCCUACAGUUAUAGAUCAAACCUUUGUAGACACAAAAAAGUUCACACUAAGGAAAAACUCUAUAAAUGGAAGGAAUAUGGGAAUCCUUUUAUCUAUAGCUCCUCCCUUACUCAGUAUCAGAGAUUUCUCAGAGAUGAUGAGUCCUAUGAAGUUUAAUUCUUCUCUCAAAUGAUUCAAGACUCCUCACUGGAGAAUAAUAAAUAGG
This is a messenger RNA of Leopardus geoffroyi (Geoffroy's cat), 2100 nucleotides long. It is a transcript of the gene ZNF354C, whose product is annotated as zinc finger protein 354C. Gene Ontology annotation, biological process: regulation of transcription by RNA polymerase II. The coding region runs from base 381 to 2051 and encodes 556 amino acids. The record is from RefSeq and is a predicted model, not a curated record. Gene Ontology annotation, molecular function: RNA polymerase II cis-regulatory region sequence-specific DNA binding; DNA-binding transcription factor activity, RNA polymerase II-specific. The transcript has 5 exons. Lineage: Eukaryota; Metazoa; Chordata; Mammalia; Carnivora; Felidae.